Messenger RNA from Pteronotus mesoamericanus, 4899 nucleotides. RefSeq names its product zinc finger protein 395 (gene ZNF395). Bases 250 to 1758 code for a protein of 502 amino acids. Gene Ontology annotation, biological process: regulation of transcription by RNA polymerase II. Gene Ontology annotation, molecular function: RNA polymerase II cis-regulatory region sequence-specific DNA binding; DNA-binding transcription factor activity. NCBI's taxonomy places the organism in Eukaryota, Metazoa, Chordata, Mammalia, Chiroptera, Mormoopidae. The transcript is spliced from 11 exons. The record is from RefSeq and is a predicted model, not a curated record. Gene Ontology annotation, cellular component: nucleus.
GGGCGGCGGCAGCUGCAGCCCGGAGCCGAGCGGAACUGUCCAAGCCAGAGCUGCCCGACCCGCGCUGCUGCUGGUGGCGGGGCGAGGGCCAUUUCUUGGAGGAAUCAGAGUCGGCAGGAAGAGGAGCUCGGUGACUCUGGGAAACCAGGGCGCUGUUAAAAGGAAUUGCAUUGCUUGUCAAAGCCUCAAGUUAUCCUGUGGAGAAGGAGUCGCUCACUGUCUUUCACAGUUUAGAGGAACAUCGGCAGCAUGGCCAGUGUGCUGUCCCGGCGCCUUGGUAAACGGUCCCUCCUGGGAGCCCGCGUGUUGGGGCCACCUGGGGCUGCCCCGCCUUCGGAGCCUCAGGCAGAGCUGCUGGAGGGGGUGACUCCCCAGCCCUUCUACGCUUCAAAGGACACUUCCUGUCGGGAGCAGCCCAAGGAAGUCCUCAAGGCUCCCGCCUCCUCAGGCCUCCAGCAGGUGGCCUUUCAGCCCGGGCAGAAGGUUUAUGUGUGGUAUGGAGGUCAAGAGUGCACAGGCCUGGUGGAGCAGCAUAGCUGGGCAGAGGAUAAAGUGACUGUCUGGCUGCUGGACCAGAAGUUGCAAAUCUGCUGCAAAGCGGAGGAGGUGUGGCUGGCUGAGGUGCAGGGCUCCCUGCCCCAGGGGCCCCUCCCGGAGCAGGGGACCCAGGUGCAAGCCUACAGGCCUGUCUCCAGGAACAUUGAUGUCCCAAAAAGGAAGUCCGACGCAGUGGAAAUGGACGAGAUGAUGGCGGCCAUGGUGCUGACGUCCCUGUCCUGCAGCCCCGUCGUGCAGAGCCCUCCUGGGGCCGAGGCCAACUUCUCUGCUUCCCGCGCAGCCUGUGACCCGUGGAAGGAGAGCGGCGAUGUGUCCGACAGCGGCAGCAGCACCACCAGCGGACACUGGAGCGCGAGCAGUGGCGUUUCCACCCCCUCGCCCCCCCACCCCCAGGCCAGCCCCAAGUAUCUGGGGGAUGCCUUUGGUUCUCCCCAAACUGAUAAUGGAUUUGAAACUGAUCCGGAUGCUUUCCUCUUGGACGAACCAGCUCCACGUAAAAGAAAGAACUCCGUGAAGGUGAUGUACAAGUGCCUGUGGCCAAACUGUGGCAAAGUUCUGCGCUCCAUUGUGGGCAUCAAGCGACACGUGAAAGCCCUCCACCUGGGAGACACUCUGGACUCCGACCAGUUCAAGCGGGAAGAGGAUUUCUACUACACAGAAGUGCAGAUGAAGGAGGAAGCUGCUGUUGCUGCUGCUGGCACCCCUGCCGCUGACUCAGCCCCUGCCCCCAGUGUGACCAGCCCGCCCCUUGCCAUCCUUCCACCUCCUCCUCCCAAAGCCCAGACCUCAGGCCCAGAACACCCUGGCCUGGAAUCUUACCUGCCCUCUGGUGCUCUCAGCAAGUCAGCUCCCGGCUCCUUCUGGCACAUUCAGGCCGACCAUGCUUACCAGGCCCUGCCGUCCUUUCAGAUCCCCGUCUCGCCACACAUCUACACCAGUAUUAGCUGGGCCGCCGCCCCCUCCACCACCUCCUCCCUGUCUCCGGUCCGGAGCCGGUCACUAAGCUUCAGCGAGCCCCAGCAGCCAGCACCUGCCGUGAAAUCUCACCUGAUUGUCACUUCUCCACCCCGGGCCCAGAGCAGCACCAGGAAGGCCCGUGGGGAGGCUAAGAAGUGCCGCAAAGUGUACGGCAUCGAGCACCGGGACCAGUGGUGCACAGCCUGCCGCUGGAAGAAGGCCUGCCAGCGCUUCCUGGACUGAACCUGUCCAACCGGCCCCUCCUCUGUGCUCCUGGCCCUGGUGGCGGCCAGGUGACAAAAGGCAGACCUGUGAGCCCUCAGCAGACACCUACAGAUAACGAGUGGACACUGGGAGUUUGAGCUCUGUUGGCUGAGGUUUAAUACUUAGAACCUUUUCUCCUCCCUCAUGGGAACAUUUUAUUUUUUUAAAAAAAGAAAUGAACAUAUUUUUCCCCCCUCUAAUAGGAGAGAGCCAAAACUGACCAAGGGUAUUCUGCAGCGAACUGGAGACCAAAGAAUUAAUUAGCCUCUCUUCCCCAUAUCCCCUCCCUCCAGGGGAUUUAGUUUGUAAGCCUCAAAAGAAGGAACAGCUCAUUCUGUUUCCUGCUGAGCUGGUGAAUUCUUUGCUUUCUCAACUUGUCCAGAAGGGACUGUGAGCAAGAGGAAUUUACUUUUCUUUAAAAAAAAAAGUUUCUGGCCAGUGACUCAGAGAGCAGGACCUGCCUGGUUGGGGUGGGGAGAGUCGGGGUAUCUGGGCGCUUUUGCAGUUGGCCCUCUUCUCCCCCGAGUCCUGGAGAAUGGAAGGCUUGUUCUCACCAUUUGAACCUGGGUCCCCUCAGACACUGAGUGGCAUCCCAACACACACACGGCUUCUUCUCAAAGUCCAGACUAAGAGGUUUUUAAAGACUGUCCCCAAAUAGCUGAGCCAAAAGGCUAAUAUGAAUUCACUUUUUGAAACGCAGCAGUAAAACACUACCUUGAUCUUCUUUCCUCUUUUCUGGAGGGGAAAAACGAGAGGGUUUUAGCAGCUGUGGAAGCUCUCUCCUGUUAUCCGAGGCAUGGAAAUGGCACCUCUACAACACUUUGUUUUCUUUUUGUAUGGUGUAUUUGGAAGCCUUUAGCUGAUUAAAGUUCCCUUUUAUUUGGGUGGUAGGUUCUGCUUUGUCUCUGGUUUCACUGGGAUUUCCCCAUUUCCCUCCCAAGGCUGCAGGCAGGGCUGGUGGGGAAGGAGACAGACAGCAGGGAUAGGUAGGUAAGUGGCAGCUUGCCCCCACUGGUACAGAAGGAGCUGACAGGUCCCUCAUUGUUUGAUGGGCUCACUGCCCCUUUGGGAGCAUUAAGAUCUUCUUUGGUCUCUUCGGUCAACGCAAAGCCCCUUUGAGGCUUCUGGACUUUUGCAUAGUUUUGGUCCAGUCCAGGUGAUGAGGUGGGUCACUUUGAUGCAUGCAGCCUUCCCAGACACCUGCUGGACACCUCCUUGCCUGAAGGCAGGGUGAAGGAGGUUUGCGGGAGAGCUGAGGAAAUAGAGUGAGGGGGCCUGGGGCUGCAGUCACAGCUCCUAGCGCUUCAGCCCCUGGUGUUCGGGAGCCUGGCCUGCAUUGCUCCGGGGCUUACUGUGCACAGAGAGCAUGUGUUUAUUUUGGAACCUUGUGGGUAACCGUGGGGAUUCUUUGGGGCCUGCGUGACCUGAACCACCGGUACCCAGCUGCCUGGGACCUAUGUUCUCAACGUCAGGGGUUCGGGGAGCCCCACCAAGCCACCUCCCUGGGGAGUGAACAGCGGCACCCACCCCUUGGCUCUAGUUGAGGGCCAGGUGGAAAUACCUGGCUAUUUGAAGCAUAUGCCUUUCAGUCUGAGACAGGUGGGGUGUUAGAAAACUUGCCCACCUACGAAUAGGGGUGUGAUUUUGUGAAGGGUGAUGGGGACCUGGGUGCGGUGACAGAAGGGAAAGACAGUUCUGCACAGGUGUCUUGGGUGGUGAUGGAGUACAUUUUUAUACCUUAAUGAAAAAUUAUAUGUGGAAUCUGUCCCUUGGUAAAGCUCAAAACCAGGCCAGCAGGAGGUGGCCCAGAGCUCUUCUUCCUGUCCCUUCAGCCCCUCUGAGAAUUAAAAGCCAAUAGUGGGUUGUUUCUUGUCCUGACCCGACUCACCUUCCACACUGCCCAUUUUCAGCUCUUCUUGGGGAGGGGAGGGGGUGUUUGAGACACGGGGACUCUGCCCGGCGGUAUCUUCCCUUCCCUUCCCUUCUUAAUCAGAGCUCUUGCUGAGUCUUGUCUUUAGAAAAGCUGUUUUUAUUUUCUCUCUCAGUUCGGAUCGUGUAGAUGUAACUGGAUAUAAAGAUUUUCACUAAGGGAGGUAGGUUGCUCAUGUCAUUGAUACAUAAGACAGAGAAGGAAGAGAGAAGGAAGAAAUUGAUCAAAGAAUUGAAAAACUGAGGUGGUUUUAUUAUUAUUUUUUUUAAUGUCUUGUUUUGGUGCAGCUUCCCCCGUGCGCAUUUGUUCCGCUCUUAUUUUUGGUGGUGGUGGCCUCCCUGGCGUCCCUCCCCCCUCACCUCCGCCUCGUGGCUGUUGUGUUGGUUCUUGACAUGUGGUCUGUCCAUGGGGUUACCCCGUUUGUUUCCUCUCGGAGGGUGGGGGUGGUUUGUGAACUGAUCCAGCGAUCAUGCCUGUUGUUUUCAUCUGUUUCUCUCUCCCUAUUUCCCAGCCCACCUGGGCAGCAGAACCUGACAGCAGGUAAGAUGCCCAUUUGAAACUGAUAGGACUGAUUGUCAAAAGCAGUUGUCUUGGGAAACUUUAUUCUGGUGAUAGUGCCCUCAUUCAACAUAUUUCUUGGGAUGGCCUUGGGAGUCUGUGCUGCCUGCUCGGUCCAGCUUCAGUGAUGCUACGUCUGCACCCAGGCUUAGGGCAGAGCAAGAUCCCGAAUGUCUGUGGUCCGGCGAGGUCACAGAUGCAAAGCACAGGGACUGCCUAGUGGGUGAAAGGGCUUGGUGGAGAAAGCAGUCCUGUGAUUUCAGAGAGCCUUCUGAGCAGCGUCCCCGUUGUGACAGUGAGCUUAUGUAGCUUGGCUCUUUGAAGGACACUAUUAAUUUGGAUUAGGAAACUCUGAUUUCUGAUUUGAUGAAAUCUGACCUGUUACUUUCUGGUCCUCUCAGGUUCUGACUUUACCAGGGGCAAAAAAAAAAAAAGAGAGAGAGAGAGCGAGAGCGAGUGAGAGAGAGGGAGGGAGAGAAAUCCCAAAUCCCAUCUGUGAAUUUGUCUUAUUGGCGCCUUUUCCCCCAGCUGUCUUCCAAGUAUUAUUUUUACUGUUAAAAAGUUUUUUUUUUAAAUGUGAAAUGUAAUGUUUUUACAACAACAAUAUGAAAUAUAUUUUAUAAGGAAUAAAA